AUGAAAGUCGACAAGCAACUGAUUUCAUCCAUUGGCCGUGGGGUGCUGGUGUUUGCCGCCGUCGGGCCAGAUGAUACCCAGAAAGAUGCAGACACCCUUGCGGCCAAGCUGUUGAAGCUGAAAAUGUGGCCCGAUGAUACUGGUGCAAAUUGGAAGCAGAGUGUGCAAGACAUCCAAGGGGAGGUCCUGUGCGUGUCACAGUUCACACUGCUUGCUAGGCUGAAAAAGGGCAAUAAGCCGGACUUACACGGUGCUGCGGACCCAAAGACCGCGCGGGAACUGUAUCAGUACUUCUACUCCAAGGUGCAGGACUUGUAUGCUAAGGAUCGGGUCAAGGAUGGGGUCUUCCAAGCUAUGAUGGAAGUAGGGUUGGUCAACGAUGGGCCGGUCACUCUGGAGAUCGACACGAAGCCAGCGAAGAAGGAGGAGAGUGGAAGUACCAGUGCCAACAACUAG
Arthroderma uncinatum is the source of this 456-nucleotide messenger RNA. RefSeq names its product D-tyrosyl-tRNA(Tyr) deacylase. Gene Ontology annotation, molecular function: D-tyrosyl-tRNA(Tyr) deacylase activity. The record is from RefSeq and is a predicted model, not a curated record. Lineage: Eukaryota; Fungi; Ascomycota; Eurotiomycetes; Onygenales; Arthrodermataceae. Gene Ontology annotation, biological process: tRNA metabolic process. Gene Ontology annotation, cellular component: cytoplasm. Bases 1 to 456 code for a protein of 151 amino acids. The transcript is spliced from 5 exons.